Messenger RNA from Aspergillus uvarum CBS 121591, 636 nucleotides. It is a transcript of the gene tpcL, whose product is annotated as anthrone oxygenase tpcL. NCBI's taxonomy places the organism in Eukaryota, Fungi, Ascomycota, Eurotiomycetes, Eurotiales, Aspergillaceae. The record is from RefSeq and is a predicted model, not a curated record. The transcript is spliced from 2 exons. The coding region runs from base 51 to 557 and encodes 168 amino acids.
CCGGUUCUUACCUCCUUCCCAGCCUGUGCACCGCCGCAAUCCUCCUCAAUAUGCCGCCGCACGGGACGUCUUUCUCUCCCAUCCUCCCCCAUGCCACUGCCGUGAUCACCGGCUCUUUCCUCUCCGGAACCAUGAUGGGGCUGUCCCUCAUCACCGUCCCGGUCUUGCUGGAGACGGCGACACAGCCCGCCUACUUGUUGCAACACUUCGUGCGUCUCUACGACGUGGGGCAUAAGAUGAUGCCCGGGCUGGCGGUCACGACCUGCUUCUUCUACGGGAUUGCAGGCGUCGGCCAGCGGGCGGGGGCCCGGUCGGCGCUGCCGCAGCUCGUGGCGGGGCUCACCACCAUCGCCAUCGUGCCUUUUACGUGGUUGGUCAUGACCCCAACCAACGACGCCCUGUUUCAGCUGCAGGCGGACGCGGGGGCAGCCCGACUGGGGGAGGUGCGACAACUGCUCGUCCGCUGGGGGUGGUUGCACGCGGUGCGCUCCUGCUUUCCCUUGAUGGGGGCGGUUCUGGGACUGCGAUAUUUGCUUCGAGCAACCUUCGGCUGGUGAUCGGAGCCGUUGCGUUGUGUAAGUUAAGUUGUUCAGGUUAGGUUACCGGACUAGUUGGGAUCAAUGGAACCGCUUGAUU